AUGAACAUUUUACACUCAACACUUUCUACCUGGCGCGAUCGUCUGGCCCCGGUCUCCCGCACUUCAACCUUUCGCGCAACCGGCCAAAUCACACCGGAGGAGUUCGUCCUCGCCGGCGACUAUCUCGUCUACAAGUUUCCCACAUGGUCCUGGGCCGAUGCAUCCACCCCCGCUAAGCGGGUAUCCUAUCUACCACCUGGCAAGCAGUUCCUCGUCACUCGCGGUGUGCCGUGUCACCGGCGGUUGAACGAUAACUUUGCCGGGGAUGCGGGUCAUGAGGAUGAGAUCGUGAGGGAUAUGCUUGCGGGUGAAGGUGGCGAGGGUGCAUCGGGAGGAGAUGGAGAUGACGGCUGGCUCCGGACUGGAGGUGGUCGUGAUACCGUUGCAGAUCGUGAUAUGCAAGAGGCGAAGAUCCGCGAUGUACGGACGGUGGACGAAUCAGGCAACCUCGGCGAACAAGAAGAGGAAGAAGAGAUACCGGAUAUGGAGGAUGAUGACGACGACGAGGAGGCGAUUAUUCGCGAGCCUGCUGGACAGUCUGGGACAACUCAGCCCCUCCGCACUUAUACUCUUUAUAUCACAUACUCAAACUUCUACCGGACACCACGACUCUACCUCUCAGGUUACUUGUCUCCGUCCGAGCCUCUCCCUCCACACCUGAUGAUGGAGGAUAUUGUCGGCGACUACAAAGACAAGACCGUGACACUGGAGGACUUCCCCUGGUUCGAAGGCAGUGUAAAGAUGGCCACCGUCCAUCCCUGCCGCCACGCAUCCGUCAUGAAGACUCUGCUUGAUCGAGCCGAUGCCGCCCUUAAGAUCCGCAUGGAGAAGCUGAAGCAGACCCAGUCGCGCGAGCAAGCAAACCGCACCCUACAGGCCGGUGGAAGCGGUGGGCUCGAGGGACUCGUCGACGAUACGAAGGGCUUGUCACUUAGCGAACAUGCACAGCAGCAGCCCGGUGGUGACGAGUGGGAAGUCCUGCAAGCCGAUGAAGAGGAGCAAGUUGCUAUCCGCGUGGAUCAGUAUUUGGUUGUAUUCCUCAAGUUCAUCGCCAGUGUGACACCUGGUAUUGAGCACGACCACACGAUGGGAGUCUAA
This is a messenger RNA of Penicillium cataractarum, 1098 nucleotides long. Its product is annotated as ATG3/ATG10 family protein. The record is from RefSeq and is a predicted model, not a curated record. Bases 1 to 1098 code for a protein of 365 amino acids. Gene Ontology annotation, cellular component: cytosol; cytoplasmic ubiquitin ligase complex. Gene Ontology annotation, molecular function: Atg8-family ligase activity. Lineage: Eukaryota; Fungi; Ascomycota; Eurotiomycetes; Eurotiales; Aspergillaceae. Gene Ontology annotation, biological process: autophagy of mitochondrion; autophagosome assembly; nucleophagy. The transcript has 2 exons.